GCAAGCGAUCGCCAUCAGUUUGUGUCCAACCACGGUACGGAAUAGUUAAUUCAAAUCGAACGAGGUCUGCAUAAUUUAUCUAAAAUUUUAGUGUUCCAGCUAAAAGCAACCGUAACCAACCGUAGUAGUAAGAAUAUCUUUUGUGGUGGUAGAGGCAAAGUUGUAAAUAUUAAUUGCGAAGAUUUAUGCAUAAAGAUGAGCCGUAAAUUGUGCACGUUCUUACUUCCCGUAUUCUUAGCAGCCUUUGCUGUUGGAGCACCAACCUGCCCAGAACAACACGGAGUUCAAGCCUAUGGCCAUCCUGAAAGAUGUGAUCAGUUCUUCCUCUGCACGAAUGGAACAUUGACGGUUGAAACCUGCGAGAAUGGGUUACUUUAUGAUGGCAAAGGAGCAGUACACAACCAUUGCAACUACAAUUGGGCUGUAGAUUGUGGAAAGCGCGUAUUUGACCCAACACCAAUCUCAACACCUGGAUGUGAAUACCAAUUCGGAAUCUACCCAAUUUCGAAUGAAUGCUCAACCACUUUUGUAAAAUGCGCUUACGGAGAGGCAAUCCAGACACCAUGCGAACCAGGAUUGGCAUAUGACCACAGAAUCCACGCCUGCAACUGGCCAGACCAGCUCAUCCCUCACUGCAAUCCAGAAGCUGUCGUCGGAUUCAAGUGCCCAACUCGUCCCCCACCAAACUACAAAUCGGCUGCUUUCUGGCCCUUCCCACGAUUCGCCGUACAAAGUGACCCUCAUCGUUUCAUCACUUGCGUUGAAGGAUGGCCCCGUCUAAUUUCUUGCGGAGACAAUUUGUUUGAUGCCAACGAACUGUCCUGCCAAGAAUAGAGCCUCGAUAUAUCCUAGAGCAUGUGACACCUCGUUGAAGAUAGAAUUCUUCUUUGUACAGCACCAGCAACUAGACAUGUGACUUUUUUUAAUUUAUUAAAUGGAAGGAGAACAAACCCGUCUUUCGGCUCUAGAGGAAAAGUUCCCAGAAGUAGUGUAUUACCAUAUUUUUGUUUAAUAACUAAAGUUACCAGAAUGUACACCAUAAAUGUAUCACCUCUCAUAAAGUAAAAUUUAAAUAUGGAA
This is a messenger RNA of Hermetia illucens (black soldier fly), 1080 nucleotides long. Its product is annotated as protein obstructor-E. Lineage: Eukaryota; Metazoa; Arthropoda; Insecta; Diptera; Stratiomyidae. The record is from RefSeq and is a predicted model, not a curated record. Gene Ontology annotation, cellular component: extracellular region. Gene Ontology annotation, molecular function: chitin binding. The transcript has 4 exons. The coding region runs from base 196 to 834 and encodes 212 amino acids.